AUGCGUUUGGCCCUGAGUACGGAAGAGCCCGAGUUUGACCUUGACGUUUUGUUUGAAGAGGAUGGUCCAAAGGAAGAACAUUAUGAAUGUGAACCCGUCCAGUACGCAUGUGGUGUAAGGCUUAGGCGAAAGAUCAACAUCGACAGAAAUCGUAACGCAUCAGUCAUAAGUCGAACAGUUCCAAUCUCUAAGGAUUGGAACAUAACAGUAUGGGAAUGGGAAAAACCUGCUGCCGUUGUAGAAACUUACUGGCAGGUUGAGCAACAAGGCCUUGCUCUCACCGCAGCAAGUUACUCACCAUCUCGCCAGACUUUACUUGACCCCUUUGGAUUGAUCUCUUGGCCUGGUGCUGUAGUGGCAGCUCAAGAAAUGCAAGAAUACGAGCACUUGAUCCGUGGUAAGAAAGUUCUUAUUUUGGGAUCGGGGGUAGGUAUUGAGGCCCAGGCGGCAGCAUCGCUGGGGGCAGGUUCGGUAUUAGCAACGGACAUUCAUCCAACAACUUUGAAGUUGCUAGAAUAUGGUGCAAAAGAAGCGGGCUUUAGGGGAGUUAUAUCAACAAGGGUGCUUGACCUCUUUUCAGUGGAGCCGCUACCCGAUUGCGACUUUAUGAUUGUAGCUGACGUGCUAUACAAUGAUAGACUGGGAGCACAAGUUGCAAAGCGCUGUCUCGAAGUAAGAAAGAACAACUCUUCGACUGUGGUCCUUAUUGCAGAUUCGCAGCGCUUUGUGCGCGAGUUUGAAAAGGAUUUAAACCAGGGCUUCCGCGCUCUAGAACAACCUCGUGUAGCAUGGGUUUCGCGUUGGCUGCCUCAAUUUACUGGGAGCGGCGUCCUAAUUGACACAGAUCAAACAUACUCGGUCAAGGCGCGUAUUAUCUGGAUUGGACUGAAUACAAGAAAGUAA
This is a messenger RNA of Phaeodactylum tricornutum CCAP 1055/1, 903 nucleotides long. RefSeq lists its product with no specific name. The transcript has 2 exons. Gene Ontology annotation, biological process: peptidyl-lysine trimethylation. The record is from RefSeq and is a predicted model, not a curated record. NCBI's taxonomy places the organism in Eukaryota, Bacillariophyta, Bacillariophyceae, Surirellales, Neidiaceae. Bases 1 to 903 code for a protein of 300 amino acids. Gene Ontology annotation, molecular function: protein-lysine N-methyltransferase activity. Gene Ontology annotation, cellular component: mitochondrial matrix.